UCUUCGUUCAAUAAGACAAUACUCUUUCGUUUACCAAUCGUGAGUAGAAGUAAUACGUUUUGCAUAUUGCAUGGAAUCUACUGGCCCCUCAACAAGAAUGCUUCUUCGCAUAUUUCAUGGAUGCCGCCGAUCAAGUUCUUGUUCUUUUCUGUCUGUUCCUGAUACAUGGUGGACCAGCAGUGGCUGUCCAGGUCAUGUGUUUUGUUCUCCUAAGGGCUGAAGUGAAGCGGCAGAACAUUAUUUAGCAUACCACAAAUCAUGUUUUGGCCACUGAAGUCAACAGGUGCGGCUUGUAGGGCCUGACGCUGGUUUUUCGACUUGGAUUCUGAAUGCAACAUGAAAUAUUUUGGACGGCAGAUGUCUCUACCAGUGUUGGGUUGAGAUCUCUUCUGGUUUCUUGGUGUGCCACAUGUCAAACCGGGAUCAAGGGAUUGGUUUCGGAGGCAAGCUGGAGCUGCUUCGAUCCGGCGAUGUCGGUGGAGGAGUCCGAAGUCAUGGCGCAGCUGUUGGGGGGGUCUCAGAGCUUCGCAGGCGACCAUGAUCAACAGCAACAGAUGCUUUGGUCCGACCAUAAUGCCGAUUCUUACUACUGUGCUGCUACUUCUUACCCCGAUCCGUACUGUUGGCCGCAAGGCAACUGUAGCAGAAGCAGCUCCACCGACUAUUACUACUUUAGCGAUCCCCACAUGGUUCCUGCGAUCGGCGUUAGCUCUACCCCGAUGAGUUUUAGCAUCGGCGGCGAGCGGAUCGACACCCCGUCCUUCCCCGUCGGUGCUCAUCAUCAGUUUGGCGCAGCGGUCUGCGUGACCGAGGAAGCCAGCGGUGACGAAGUCGUGGAUUCCUUGGCGAAGCCUCCUCCACCUCCUCCUGCGCAUGCCUCGCAAGCCAUCAAGAGAAGGUUGCAUGGUGGCGUCAUCGAGGUGGCUGCCAACACGGAAGAGGAUGACACCCAACUCCAGAGCCCCAAAAAGAAGGCCCGGGCAUCGGCACCUAUGCCUAAGAAGGGGAAGAAUGCGCAGUCCAAGAAGGCUCAGAAGAGUGGUGGUAGCUGCAACGAGGAAGAGAGCAAUGGCGACAUGAAUCCUCAGAGCUCCUGUUGCUACACCUCGGAGGACGACUCGAACGGAUCUCAGGAGCUGAAGGGAGCUGCUGCAUCUCUGAAUUCAAAUGGCAAGACGAGAGCUGGUCGUGGCUCAGCUACCGAUCCCCAGAGUCUCUAUGCGAGGAAGAGGAGAGAAAGAAUCAACGAGAGGUUGCGAAUUCUGCAGACUUUGGUCCCGAAUGGAACAAAGGUUGACAUCAGCACAAUGCUCGAGGAAGCAGUUCAAUAUGUGAAGUUCUUGCAGCUUCAAAUUAAGCUUCUGAGCUCUGAUGACUUGUGGAUGUAUGCACCCAUUGCAUACAAUGGCAUGAACCUCGGGAUCGACCUGAACAUAGCUUCAAAAUCUCAGCAGUGACAUCCAUAUACAAUCUUCCUUUUUCUUCUUUUUUGUCCCCUAAAAUGUUUUGAAUUUUUGGGUAAUUUCCGCAGAGCAAAGGGAUCAUCAGUACUUGACUAGCAAUUAUGAGAAGCGUGUUGAUGAUUCAAAUUGACCAAAUCUCAUGUAUUCUUGACUUAUUUCAUCAGUUUUGACUGUUAACUGAUGGAAAGAUUGGUCCAAAACCACAGAUGAUGUAAAUGAGGGCAACUGCCUA
Molecule: messenger RNA, 1695 nt
Organism: Musa acuminata subsp. malaccensis (wild Malaysian banana)
Lineage: Eukaryota; Viridiplantae; Streptophyta; Magnoliopsida; Zingiberales; Musaceae
Product: transcription factor RSL2-like
Biological process (GO): regulation of transcription by RNA polymerase II
Cellular component (GO): nucleus
Molecular function (GO): protein dimerization activity; DNA-binding transcription factor activity, RNA polymerase II-specific; RNA polymerase II cis-regulatory region sequence-specific DNA binding
Source: RefSeq, a predicted model, not a curated record